UCUAUGGAGCGGCGAGUAUGUUGAAGCCCUCGGCCGUACGGAAGCUCUCAUUAAUGGCGCCGAAGCCUCAGCGCUACACUCACUUUGCGGAUACUGCAGCAGCGAAGAAACCUAGAACUAUGACGACCGGCGCGGCGGAGUCCGAAUCGAAUCCGAUGAAGGAUGCUUUUUCUAAAUACGCGGAUUAUCUGAAUGCGCUGAACGAGAAGAGAGAAAGGGUCGUGAAAGCAAGCCGGGAUAUAACAAUGAACAGCAAAAAGGUCAUAUUCCAGGUGCAUAGAAUUAGUAAAGACAACAAAGAUGAAGUUUUACAAAAAGCAGAAAAGGAUUUGGCUGCAGUGCUGGAUCUGCAUAUUUCUCGUUUAGUGAAGGAACUCGAUGGGACAGAUUUUUGGAAGCUCAGACGAGCCUAUUCGCCUGGGGUCCAAGAAUAUGUCGAAGCUGCUACUUUCUGCAACUUUUGCAAGACGGGAACUCUUUUGAAUCUCGAUGAUAUCAACGCUUCAUUUCGACCAUUAUGUGAUCCUUCAAUCAAACCUUUGCAGAUUAACGAACUUGACUAUUUGUUAGGGGUUGCAGAUUUGACCGGUGAGCUAAUGAGGUUGGCUAUAGGCCGGAUUUCUGAUGGAGAGCUUGAAUACGCUCGGCAGAUCUGUGGAUUUGUGCGAGAAAUCUACCGAGAGCUGACUCUGAUUGCUCCGAAAAUGGAUGACUCUUUGGACAUGAAGACGAAGAUGGAUGUAAUGCUCCAAAGCGUAAUCAAAAUUGAAAACGCUUGCUGUAGUGUUCAUGUAAGAGGUUCAGAGUACACUCCUCUCCUCGGUCCCGGCGACGACAACUUGUUGUUGCUAGGUUUGUCGGAGAUGGAAUGAUUUCGUUUCAUGAGCCAAAUCCAUCGAUUUUUCCGGCCGCAGUUUUUAUCAGUAGAACGCAUUGAAAAGAAGGUAAUUUGCUCACACCCGAAUGUAGAAAAGCUAUUAGUGAAGAAAUCGAGUUUCUAAAACUGAGAUCGCAUUUUGUUUUGGUAUAAUCUAAAUGCUUCUUGUUGUCGUCGCGA
Molecule: messenger RNA, 1057 nt
Organism: Andrographis paniculata
Lineage: Eukaryota; Viridiplantae; Streptophyta; Magnoliopsida; Lamiales; Acanthaceae
Exons: 7
Coding region: 18-872 (284 amino acids)
Cellular component (GO): cytoplasm; nucleus
Molecular function (GO): RNA binding; sequence-specific DNA binding; RNA endonuclease activity
Source: RefSeq, a predicted model, not a curated record